AUGCCUUCUUAUACAGUCACCAUUGCCACAGGGAACCAGUGGUUUGCAGGGACGGAUGACUACAUCUAUAUUACACUUGUGGGCACGGAGCAGUGCAGCGAGAGAACACUUCUGGACAAGCCUCUUUACAAUGACUUUGAGAGGGGAGCGGUGGACUCCUAUGAUGUGAGAGUUGGGGAGGACUUAGGUGACCUUGUCCUGGUGAAAAUUGAGAAGAAGAAAUACUGGGUACAAGAUGACUGGUACUGCAGGUACAUCACGGUUAAGACCCCAUCUGGAGACUACUUGGAGUUCCCCUGCUUUCGUUGGCUGGUGGAUGACAAGGAAGUGGUGCUUCGAGAUGGACGAGCACAUCUGCCUCAAGAUGAUAAGACUAGUCUGGUCAAGCAGCACAGACAGAAAGAGCUGGAUGGGAGGAGAAAAACCUACAGAUGGAAAGAGUGGCAGCCAGGCUUUCCUAUGAGUAUAGACGCUAACCGACACAAGGAUUUGCCCCGGGAUAUCCAGUUUGACAGUGAGAAAGGAGUGGACUUCAUUCUGAACUACAGUAAGGCCAUAGAGAACCUGUUUGUGAACCAGUUCAUGCACAUGUUCCAGUCCUCCUGGAGCGACUUCGCCGACUUUGAGAAAAUCUUUGUGAGAAUCAAAAACACAAUCUCAGAGUAUGUCAUGGAACACUGGAAAGAGGACUUCAUGUUUGGAUACCAGUUUCUGAAUGGCUGCAACCCAGUAUUGAUCCAAAAGUGCAAGAAGCUUCCUGACAGCUUUCCUGUCACUCAUGAGAUGGUUGCUGUCAGCCUGGAGAGGGAGCUGACCCUGGAGCAGGAAAUCAAGGCAGGUAACAUCUACAUAAUAGACUACAAGCUGCUAGACGGCAUCACUCCAAACAGCACAGACCCUUGCACACUGCAGUACGUGGCAGCUCCAAUCUGUUUGCUGUACAAGAACGCUCAGAACAAGAUCAUGCCCAUAGCCAUACAGCUUGGCCAGAUUCCAGGUGAAGACAACCCAAUCUUCCUGCCAACUGAUGGUCAGUAUGACUGGCUGCUGGCCAAGAUCUGGGUCCGCUCGUCCGAUUUCCACUACCACCAGACAAUCACACACCUACUCCGGACACAUCUGAUGACGGAGGUGUUUGGUAUCGCCAUGUACAGGCAGCUUCCUGCUGUUCACCCUGUAUUUAAGCUAAUCAUCCCACACGUUCGUUUCACCAUCGCAAUCAAUACCAAGGCUCGAGAGCAGCUCAUCUGUGAGUGUGGCAUCUUCGACAAGGCAAACGCAACAGGCGGAGGUGGUCACGUCCAGAUGAUUCAGAGGGCUAUGAAGUCUCUGACCUUCAGGUCUCUGUGCUUCCCUGAUAUGAUCAAGUCCCGCGAUAUGGACAGUAAGGAGGAGAUGCCGAACUACUUCUACAGGGAUGAUGGCUACGAGGUGUGGGAGGCUACCAAGAGGUUUGUCUCUGAUGUGGUGCAUAUUUAUUACACAAGCGAUGAGAGGGUGCAGGGAGAUGAAGAAAUCCAGGCCUUCAUUAAAGAUGUGUGCAGCUUCGGUAUGCAGGACCUCGAUUUCUGCGAGUUUCCCAAGUCCUUGAAGUCACGGGAGGAGCUGAUAGAGUACCUGACCGUUAUUAUCUUCACUGCCUCAGCCCAGCAUGCAGCAGUCAACUUUGGACAGUAUGACUGGUGUUCCUGGAUCCCCAAUGCUCCCUCUACCAUGCGGAAACCCCCGCCCAACAAGAAGGGCCUGGCAAGUGUGAACUUGAUCGUCGAGAGCCUCCCCGAUCGCGGACGCUCCAGCUGGCACCUGGGGGCUGUCUGGGCCCUCAGCCAAUACCAAGAGAAUGAACUGUACCUGGGAAUGUAUCCUGAUGAGCACUUCACAGAGAAGCCGGUGAAAGAUGCCAUGGCAAAAUUCAGGAAAGAGCUGGCAGAGAUAACCAGCUCCAUCAAGAAGAGGAAUGAGGGAAAGAAGCUACCAUACUACAACAUGUCCCCUGACAAAAUCCCAAACAGUGUCGCAGUUUGAGGAAUAAUAAUAACAACAACAAUAAUAAAAGACUUCUUUAGGGGAGAUGAUCAUACUUAUUAUAUUGCAGUACUGCUAAUGUUACUGAGCUGUCCAAACAUGCUGUUAGAAAACUCUCUGUCACUUGAGUGUGAUUGUGACACUUGUUUUUUAACCAUGUAAUAUUGCAUCUCAAAAAAUCAGAAUAUUGUGAAAAGGUUUGGGGCUUUUUUUGUAUGUAAAGCCGUUUUUGUUUGUUUUAAUUAUGCUGUUCAUGUCUGACAGCUCAUGAAAAUCAUUAAUCCAGUAUCUCAAAUUAUUAGAAUAUUUUCAAAAUAAGAUUUAAUACCCAAAUUCUGAAAAAUAAGUUCAUUUAUAUACGCAAUACUUGGCUGGAGCUCUUUUACCACAAAGUACUGCAUCAGUGCAGUGUGGCACUGCUGAAGUGUUGCUGAAGCUCAUGUUGCUUUGACAGCAGCCUUCAGCUUGCCUUUAUAUUUGGGUCAGGUGUUUCUCAUCUUUCCCUUGACAAUAUCCCACAAAUUCUCUGAGGGGUCAGGUCAGGUCAGGUAAGUUGGCUGGCCAAUCAAACACAGUAAUAACACAAUCUGUGUUGUGUUGUGCUUGAUAAAACACAGUGAACCAACCACCACUAACACCAGCAGAUGACAUGGCACCCUGAAUCAUCAUAAACUGCAGAAACUUCAUACUGGACUUCAAACACCUUGGAUUCUGUUGCACUGCUGCCUCACAGCAAGAAGGUCCUGAGUUCAAAUCCACCUUUCUGUGUGGAGUUUGCAUAGGUUUCCU
Molecule: messenger RNA, 2814 nt
Organism: Archocentrus centrarchus (flier cichlid)
Lineage: Eukaryota; Metazoa; Chordata; Actinopteri; Cichliformes; Cichlidae
Gene: alox5a
Product: arachidonate 5-lipoxygenase a
Exons: 14
Coding region: 1-2025 (674 amino acids)
Biological process (GO): lipid oxidation
Molecular function (GO): oxidoreductase activity, acting on single donors with incorporation of molecular oxygen, incorporation of two atoms of oxygen; protein binding; iron ion binding
Source: RefSeq, a predicted model, not a curated record